Messenger RNA from Olea europaea var. sylvestris, 4393 nucleotides. RefSeq lists its product as uncharacterized. The transcript is spliced from 15 exons. Lineage: Eukaryota; Viridiplantae; Streptophyta; Magnoliopsida; Lamiales; Oleaceae. Bases 1080 to 4145 code for a protein of 1021 amino acids. The record is from RefSeq and is a predicted model, not a curated record. Gene Ontology annotation, molecular function: hydrolase activity.
UGCGUCGUGCGCAAAUGAACGACGGCGUACGAUUGAACCUAACGGUUUGAAAAUGAAAACCCCACGCUUCAUUGAAACCCCAGACCUUAAUUCUGUAGAAUAAUUUACAAGAAAAAACCAAAUUAAUUAAAAAGAGUGAUUGCGUGUCUGUCAGAGAGAAAAUCGCGCAGUUCUUCACAAGUUGUUUACAAUUUACAAAUAAGCAAAUCUUACAUCAGAUCAUCUUAUGACCACGUUAGCAUACUUUUUUCUGAAGUCGCAGAGAGGGGUAGGAAGUGGCGGUGGAGGGCUGGUCCGAGUACAAGGAAUAUGCCAUUCAACUAAAAAGUGAUUGCUUUCUUAAUCGCGAACAUUUCGUAUUUCUUUAUUUAAACUAAAUUACAUGCGCAUAAGCAGACCCACAUUUCCUUUCUUAAUCAUUUUCUUCGUUCAGGUAAGUACAUCUUUCCUCCAAUUAUAGUUGAAGUUUAAAUUGUUCUGCAUGUAAAGUUGUGAUUUUUCUGGAUUAUUGUAGAGAGUUUGAGCUAUUGUUGGAUUGUGAUGCUGGUAAUCUUCAACGAUAUGCUAAAAUAAGGAAACCCGAGUUUUUUUUUUUUGCUCGUUUGAGUCAAACUUCCGUUAUACAAACCCUAAUUUCGAUUAAUUGAAUUUCGGGUUUCUUAGUCCGUGGGUUUGUAGUGCCAAGUUGGGGAUUUUUCAAGUGAGUGCUUUACUGGAUUCAUUAUUAUCGGUCUUGUUUUCAAUUAGCAGUUGGUUGUCUGGGAAGUCAUGGUAUUCAUAAAUUCCUAGAGCUUGUUGAUUUGGCAGUGUCUAGAAAGGGAAUAUUUAAUUUACUUGUAACUAUUAACUUUGUGAAUGGAUUAUUGAAUUGGUGAUUAAUUCUAGAGCCAAGUGUAGCGAAUUGCAGCUUAAUGAAUCAUUAAAAUAGUUGAACUUUCAAUACGUGGUUGUUUAGCUUUUUGAUUCACGUUUAUAUGCAGGAUUCAGGGGCUGGUCUCAAUUGUAUGGUUGUUGCUUGAGAAGCAGAGACUACAGAAUCUUAAAAUCAAGUGAAAUGACCGAAAUUUUGAGAUUCUGCCAUGGGAUCUGAUGAACGGCCUGUUGGUUUACUGGAUACUCUAAAUAUGGAUACAGUUAGGACUAUUUUCACUCACACAUAUCCCUAUCCACAUGAGCAUUCACGGCAUGCGGUCAUUGCUGUUGCUGUGGGUUGCCUAUUUUUCAUAUCUUCAGACAAUAUGCACACACUUGUUCAGAAGCUAGACAGCAACAUUAAAUGGUGGUCGAUCUAUGCCUGUUUGCUAGGCUUCUUUUAUUUCUUUUCUUCUCCAUUUAUCGGGAAAACAAUCAAACCAAGUUAUUCAAAUUUCAGUCGUUGGUAUAUAGCCUGGAUAUUAAUAGCUGCACUUUAUCAUCUUCCCAGUUUUCAAUCAAUGGGAGUGGAUAUGAGGAUGAACCUAUCUUUGUUUUUGACGAUAUUUGUAUCUUCCAUUUUGUUUCUUCUUGUUUUCCAUGUUAUAUUCCUUGGCCUUUGGUAUAUUGGCCUUGUUGCCCGUGUGGCUGGAAAGAGACCUGCCAUUCUGACAAUUCUCCAAAAUUGUGCUGUGAUAAGUAUAGCCUGCUGUGUAUUUUAUAGCCAUUGCGGUAACCGUGCUAUUAUGAGAGAAAAGACAUUUGAAAGGAGGAACUCUGGCUGGUUUACACUUUGGAAAAAGGAAGAAAGGAACUCAUGGCUUGCAAAAUUUGUUCGCAUGAACGAGUUCAAGGAUCAAGUUUGCUCAUCUUGGUUUGCCCCAGUUGGGUCUGCUAGUGAUUAUCCAUUUUUAUCCAAAUGGGUCAUUUAUGGAGAGUUGACAUGUAGUGGCUCGUGUGCGGAAUCACCAGAUGAAAUCUCUCCUAUAUAUUCAUUAUGGGCCACAUUUAUUGGUCUCUAUAUUGCCAACUAUGUUGUGGAAAGAUCAACAGGAUGGGCUCUUACUCACCCUGUGUCACAAAAAGAAUUUGAGAAGUUAAAGAAAAAGCAAAUGAAGCCUGAUUUUUUGGAUAUGGUUCCUUGGUACUCGGGGACAUCUGCCGAUCUGUUCAAGACAGUUUUUGAUCUACUGGUAUCAGUAACUGUAUUUGUUGGACGUUUUGACAUGCGUAUGAUGCAGGCGGCAAUGAGCAAGGUUGAAGAUGGUGCUGAGCAGGAGGAUCUGUUGUAUGACCAAUUUAGUGAGAAAGAUGAGCUUUGGUUCGACUUUAUGGCUGAUACUGGCGAUGGUGGAAAUUCUUCUUACAGUGUAGCAAAGCUUCUUGCUCAGCCCUCAAUUAAAGUUUGGAGUAAUGAUUCUCUGCUCACACUGCCACGUGGUAACCUGCUCCUUAUCGGGGGAGAUCUUGCCUAUCCUAAUCCAUCAGCAUUUACAUAUGAGAGGCGUCUUUUCCGUCCAUUUGAAUAUGCUCUUCAGCCUCCAUUCUGGUAUAAGGAGGAUCAUAUAGCUGUAAACAAGCCAGAAUUGCCUUCUGGGAUUGCAGAUCUAAAGCAGUACGAAGGGCCUCAGUGUUUUGUCAUUCCUGGAAAUCAUGAUUGGUUUGAUGGCCUUCAGAUAUUUAUGAGGUACAUAUGUCACAAGAGCUGGUUAGGUGGAUGGUUGAUGCCUCAGAAGAAAAGCUAUUUCGCUCUUCAGCUUCCUAAAGGAUGGUGGGUGUUUGGUCUUGACCUUGCUCUGCAUUGCGACAUUGAUGUAUACCAAUUCAAGUUCUUUUCAGAACUAAUAAAGGAAAAGGUUGGGGACCAUGACUCUGUGAUCAUUAUGACCCAUGAACCUAAUUGGCUUCUUGAUUGGUACUGGAAUGAUGUGACUGGAAAGAGUGUAUCACACCUGAUAUGUGACCAUUUAAGAGGGAGGUGUAAACUUCGAAUGGCUGGGGACUUGCAUCAUUACAUGCGUCAUUCAUAUAUUCCGUCAGAGAAGCCAGCAUAUGUGCAACAUUUGCUUGUUAAUGGUUGUGGUGGGGCUUUUUUGCACCCUACUCAUGUGUUUAGUAACUUUACCACUUUAUAUGGGACAUCCUAUGAAAGCAAGGCUUCUUAUCCUUCAUCUGAAGACUCAAGCAGGAUUGCUUUAGGAAAUAUAUUGAAGUUUCGAAAGAAAAAUUGGCAGUUUGAUUUCAUUGGCGGUAUUAUUUAUUUUGUCUUGGCCGUUUCAAUGUUUCCACAGUGUAAGCUAGAUCACAUCUUGCAGGAUGAUACAUUUUCGGGUCACUUGAAGAGCUUUUUUGGCACAGUAUGGGAUGCAUUCCUUUAUAUGCUGGGGUACUCAUAUGUAUCCUCUGCUGGCGCUUUCUUAUUGUUAGUUACUGCUUUCACUUUUGUACCUUCAAAAGUGUCUCGAAAGAGGAAAGUAAUAAUUGGGAUUCUUCACGUUUCUGCACACCUGUCUGCAGCAUUAGUUCUCAUGUUGCUCCUGGAAUUGGGUGUUGAGACAUGUAUCAGGCAUAAAUUGUUGGGAACUUCAGGGUAUCAUACUUUAUAUCAGUGGUAUCGGUUGGUGGAAAGCAAGCAUUUUCCUGAUCCAACAGGCCUCCGGGCACGUAUGGAGCAAUGGUCAUUUGGCCUUUAUCCAGCAUGCAUCAAAUAUCUCAUGUCUGCAUUUGAUGUUCCUGAGGUCAUGGCCGUCACUAGGAACAAUAUUUGCAAGAAUGGGAUGGCCUCGCUCUCGCGUGGAGGGGCUGUAAUAUAUUAUGCUUCUGUCUUCCUUUACUUCUGGGUUUUCUCAACUCCAAUUGUCUCAUUAAUUUUUGGAAGCUACCUUUACAUUUGCAUCAAUUGGCUUCACAUACACUUUGAUGAAGCAUUUUCGUCACUUCGUAUUGCUAACUACAAGGCAUUUACACGGUUGCAUAUUAACUGCAAAGGCGAUCUUGAAGUUUUCACCCUUGCAGUAGAUAAGGUUCCAAAGGAAUGGAAGCUGGAUCCAAGUUGGGAGGGGGAGUCGAAACAGCCACAAAGCCUUAGCUAUCUCAGAAGGUUUCCUAGCAAAUGGCGGUCAGUUUCUUCCCAUCAGGAUCCUGUAAAGACUGUAAGGAUUGUUGACCACUUUGUUAUUGAACAAACACAAAGAUCUGAAUCUGCAUCAAUUAAUGGAUCAGUCACCCAUUGAUCUACUACGUCUUGAUUUGUAACUUUAUUUGCUUCGGUGCAAAAAACGAAGUAACUGUACAGUUAUAGGAUCCAAAGAAAGCACGAUUCAUCAUAUUUUAGUCCUUAUUUACUGAUAUCCUUGGCUAGCUUUUGAUUCCUAUUCAUGCAAUUACCUCAAUCUUUCAACGUUUACCGAUAUCCUUGGCUAGCUUUUGAUUCCUAUUCAUUUAAGUUUUACAUUCUUGCAAAGAUUUAAUCUUUAAAUCA